Gambusia affinis (western mosquitofish) is the source of this 592-nucleotide messenger RNA. RefSeq names its product transcription initiation factor TFIID subunit 13. Bases 137 to 514 code for a protein of 125 amino acids. The transcript is spliced from 2 exons. Gene Ontology annotation, biological process: transcription by RNA polymerase II. The record is from RefSeq and is a predicted model, not a curated record. Gene Ontology annotation, molecular function: protein heterodimerization activity. Lineage: Eukaryota; Metazoa; Chordata; Actinopteri; Cyprinodontiformes; Poeciliidae. Gene Ontology annotation, cellular component: transcription factor TFIID complex.
ACUCCAGUCCAACAGGUGGCGAUAGUGCACUGAUAAUUUGUUUACAAGUAGCCUAUGAUAUACAAACAGGAAGUAGAAAUUCAGACGCUCUCCGGGCUGUUGUCUCGCGCUUCAUUUGAACAAGGCAGCUAUAGUAAUGGCGGAGGAGGAGGACGAGCCGGGCUUCGAGGAGGAGCUGGAGGACGGCUCCGGCGGGGUGGACGCCGCGGGCCACGGCAGAAGGAAAAGGCUCUUCUCUAAGGAACUCCGCUGCAUGAUGUACGGCUUCGGUGACGACCAGAACCCGUACACAGAGUCCGUGGACAUCCUGGAGGACCUGGUGAUCGAGUUCAUCACGGAGAUGACCCACAAAGCCAUGUCCAUCGGGCGGCAGGGCCGCGUUCAGGUGGAAGACAUAGUUUUUCUGAUCCGCAAAGAUCCCAGAAAAUUUGCCCGCGUCAAAGAUUUGCUGACCAUGAACGAGGAGCUGAAGAGAGCCCGGAAAGCUUUCGACGAAGCCAAUUAUGGCUCUUAAUAGACACACGUGUGGACACAUACUGCUGAUACAUCUGAUUACAAUACUCGUUUAAUUAUAUACAUGUAUAAGCUUAAA